AUGACGACCUCUCCGACCUCGACCGCCACCACCCGCGACGAGAUGGAGGUCGAGAAGAAACCCGGUACAGUCAUUACAUGUACGCCGGACGACUACUCGCCGUGCACGUCUGUCCAAACCGAAGACAAAUUCUACGAAGAACGGCCGCUGCCGCCGGUUGACAGGGGCAAGGAAGCAUGGCUGCUGCUGGCGGCCUGCUUUGUGCUCGAAGCAGUCGGAUGGGGGUAUAUCAUACUUGACCUGCCCCUUCGUGAUGAUAGGCAUGCUUCUCUUCCCACGCGCACAACGUUGGAUAUCGACGGCAGGCGUCUUGAUCAUGUCCGUGGCUCUGGCUCUCGGCUCCUUCUCUACAUCCAUCACUCACUUGAUCCUAUCGCAAGGGGUGGCAUAUGGUGUCGGAUGUGCGGUCGCCAAUGCGCCAUCCGUCUUCUUUGUGCCGGACUGGUUUGUUAA
Aspergillus terreus NIH2624 is the source of this 453-nucleotide messenger RNA. RefSeq lists its product as uncharacterized. Lineage: Eukaryota; Fungi; Ascomycota; Eurotiomycetes; Eurotiales; Aspergillaceae. The transcript has 2 exons. The record is from RefSeq and is a predicted model, not a curated record. The coding region runs from base 1 to 453 and encodes 150 amino acids.